Messenger RNA from Plasmodium cynomolgi strain B, 4785 nucleotides. RefSeq lists its product as hypothetical. The coding region runs from base 1 to 4785 and encodes 1594 amino acids. The record is from RefSeq and is a predicted model, not a curated record. Lineage: Eukaryota; Apicomplexa; Aconoidasida; Haemosporida; Plasmodiidae. The transcript has a single exon.
AUGAAGAGAAAAAACCAACACAGCAAGUACGAGGAUGACCAGGAGGAGGGACAAAGCGAUAGGGCAAAGAGCAGCCACAAAAAACAUGAAGAUAAGCGAAGGGGGGAGGAAAGAAGAAACAGUGACGCCAAAAGCGAGAGUAAGAAGGCGCACGAAAGGAAGAAGCACGAAGUGGAGAGUGGGAACAAGAAGGGGGGCGAUGACAGGCGGAAGAAGGUAAAGACGGAUGAGAGGCGCCAUGAGGAGAAGCGGCACGAGGAAAAGCGCCAUGAUGAGAGGCGCCAUGAGGAGAAGCGGCACGAGGAAAAGCGGCACGAGGAAAAGCGGCACGAGGAGAGACGCCGCGAGGAGACCCACCAGGAGGAGAGAAGGAACGCCAAGAAGAAACCCACAGACAAAAAGGACCCCCACAGGACGCACGAUGAUUCGCCACGCGCACAUGAGAGGAGCGGCCGCGACAGGCGCUCCCCCAACCACGGGGAUAGGAGGAGCCGGGACAGGAACGCCUACGCGCAUGGGAAGCGAGACCGAGAGAGGGAGAGAGACCAAGAAAGGGAACGCGAUCGAGAUAGGGAGAGAGACCAAGAAAGGGACCGCGAUCGAGAUAGGGAGAGAGACCAAGAAAGGGAACGCGAUCGAGAUAGGGACCGCGACCGGGAUAGGGAACGCGACCGGGAUAGGAACCGCGAUCGAGACCGAGAAUGGGGCCGCAACGCCGACCGUGGCAGCAGCAACAGGCGCGUCUCAGCAUCCCCGGAUGACAAGCGCCCCAGGAGAAGCGCAAGUCGACACGGAAACCCCCCAAUAGGCAACCCCUACGACGAAGAAAGGUACAGGCGAAUUCCAAACGACACGAGCGAUUACCACCUCAGACUCGAUCCCAAAGGUAAUACAAACGAUGACCGCUUCAGCAGUAUAAACCCAAACCUGAUGGACACUCACAGCAGAAAUGCUACCACAGGGUUAAUGUUCAACGACGUAGGAUAUAAUCUAACCAAUGGGUUAAGGAGGAACAUAGAUUCGAAGGAGAACAUGAGGAUGCAAAAUAGCUUACUUGGAGAGGAGAAAAAUAUUUUGGAGCCUCCACCCCCUGGGUUGAUGGAUCCGAAUAACCCAUGGUAUGAUCCCACAUUAGGAGACCUAAUGAGGAAUGGUAACCUUCCCCAAAAUGGUCCCUUUUUUUAUCAUGAGGAAAUGAACCUCGGAAAUAGAAAAAAUCUGAGUCUUAGGGACUAUAAGAUGAAGGGUAUGAAGAACAGCAGGGGGGGGAAGAAGGGGAAGAAGGCCAAAAAAAUGAGAAAUAUGAAGAAUAAGAACGCGGCUCUGUUUGGGAAUGAAGAUUUUUACGAUUCUGGUCUGCUUCUCCAUCCGCAUCACCAGCAGAAUCUGUUCAAUCAGUCGAUGCUCGCCAUGGAUGAAAAUAACAUGCUCAUGGGGGGGGUGCGAAAUUUUACCAAUUCGAACGGUGCAGCCAUCCCGGGGGCACCCCUCCCCUUUCAGAGCCACUCUAACUCGGGCAGCUUCCUCGGCUGCAACAACAAUGUUGGCAGCAGUAACGUGAGUAGUAGCGACCCUCCGGCGGGGGCCAACCUUCACAGUAACAACCUGGGCAGCGGCAACGGCCUGGGCAGCGGUAACAACGUCGGUAGCGGCAACGGCCCGGGCAGCGGUAACAACCCAUUUGGGGAAGGCCCAGCCGCCCCCAAUGCCACAGCUGCAAACCCCAGCAGCAUAAAAGGCGAAGCCACACAAAUGAUGAGCAGCAGCAACAUCGGACCUAAUAACGGGGCGGAAGAAGCUACGGAUUUUUUUCUCAAGGCAAAUAAAAAUCAAAUGCCACAGCCGGGUGGCCCUCCUGGGGAUCCAAACAGCAUCGCCGCCCCACCCCCACCGUACGCAGACAGUAGUUCUUAUGGUGGCAGGAAGGGCCUCCUGGGCAACCCCAGCAUGAUGAGCAACCCUAAUAUGAUAAAUAACCCCAACUUUAUGGGCAACCCGAACCUCAUCGGUAACCCUAACUUCAUCGGUAACCCUAACUUCAUGGGUAACCCUAACCUUAUUAAUAACCCUAACUUCAUGAACAACGGAGGACCGCCUCCCCUCCUGGAGAGUCCCCCCAUCAGACAGAUGAAAAAGACACAGGGGAAGAAGAACAAUAUGCUAGGUGAUAUAGACUCGAAGGACAACCCCCCCUUCGAACACACCACAGGGGUGAACAGCAUGAAUGUAGGUUUGAUGGGGAAUGCCAUUCCACCUCCACCGGAUGCGGAUAUGAGCAAAGGGAUACCUUUCACGGAGGGACAGCCGAGCCCGCCAGGAGUGUCAGGAGUGUCAGGAGUGUCAGGAGUGUCAGGCGUGCCAAACGCACCCAAUGUGCCGAGCCCACCCAACAUGCCUCGGUUCCAGAACCCACUGAUGAACCGAAGCGGAGUGAACCCCCCUCCCCCGUUUUCAAACUUCGCUAAUUCGAACAGUUCCCUCCUAACGAACAAACAAAAAAUGAAUAACGUAAAGAUGCUUGACAAAGGAGGCUCAGGAAAUCCAAACUACAUCUCCUUAAAUGCUAACAGUAUUCCAUUAAAUCCAAAUAUGAAUCCAAUGAACAGAAAUUUUAACAUGAACCCAAAUUUGAUGAAUCACCAGAAGAAUAAAGGACCUCCGUACACGUCGGAUGGUCUGUUAGAUGCACAUGAGGAGAGUAUGUUUGGUAUGCAUUCGAGUGCUGGUCCUCCUGGCAACAUGGGUAGUAGUAAAAGCUACAUGGGAGGACUUGAUCACGUGGAGGGUGCAUUGGGCUUGGGUAAUCCAACAAGCGGCAUGGAGAGCUUUUACGAAGAUGGGGGAAGACCACCCAACAGUCAUUUGCUAAUUGGAGGGGUGCCUCCCUCGUUGAGUCCUCCUUCUAAUGCUCCCUUCCCGGUUAGGUUUCCCAACAAUUCGGUUCUUUCGAAGAGUGGCCCCAACAUGGCAUGGGGGGUGGGAGCCGGGUUAAGUGGCAACGUCGGUGCAAAGGUAGGCGCAAACGUCGGUGCAAACCUCGGUGCAAACCUCGCUCCAAACCUCGGUGGGAACCUGCUGACCGGCCCCCCCUGUACUGCUGCCGCCAUGAUGAGGAACUACCCAGAUGCAGAUGAAGAUGGCUGGGGCUCGAACUACCUCCUCAGUGGUGGCUCGUUCAAUAGGCAUAAUAUCAUGGGUGAUAAAAAUAACAGUUCGCAACUUGAUGGGUUCGGGGUAUUCCCCGUGAACCACGGACCCAUGGGUUCUACAUCUAUCAGUAAAGAUGGAAACGCGUUAAGAGGACACCCCGUAGAUAUGGACCCAACUUGGGAUCCCCAUUUCGAUGCUCGCAGUGGAAAACCCCAUCCGGAUGGAGUCAACGAAAGGGGCAACUCUUUUCGUGGUGAGAUGGAACCAAUCGGUUCGGCUGAUUCAGAUCGCAUUAGUGAUUACAGAAGGGAAGACCAAAGCGAUGCACCGUUUGAUCACCACAAGGAGAAUGCACAGGAGGAGGAGGAAAAUGAUCACCGUGCUGUUGCCAACGACGGACGUGCGAAACACGUAGCUAUAGAUACGCAGGGCCAUGGUGGCAAUAGGAAGGCACUAACACGAGAGGAGAAACUGCACGAAUGGUUGGAGGAGCAGCUAAUGAAUCAGACGAAUAUAAUCUCGGACGCCCUGCAUCUGAUUCCAUUGUGCAUGCAGAGCAGUAGGAAGGAGCCCCUUGCGGAAGCAGAACCCAUGGGAAAUAACCCAAAUGGGGAAGCACAAACAAAAAGGAGAGGUCUCCAGGAGAAGGUACUCACGAAUGGAUUCUACCCAAGUGCACACAUCCAGGGAAGUAAAAACUUCUCCUUUAAUGAGAGAAUGUCCUACAAGUUGCGUGAACAAGAACACAUGAACAGGCAGAUGCAGAUGCAGGCGCAGAUGCAGACACAGACACAGACGCAGUUACUUCCAGAACCCGUAAAGGACGAAUCCACAGAGGAGUCAGACCUUCUGAGCACCAUGAGAAAUUUCCUCCUCACAUCAAGUGACGAAUUUUGUGUCGAACCCGUUUUGGGAACUGCAUCUACAUCUAUGCAGAGGAGCGAGCGAUUCCUUCUCCGCGAUGACGACCCAUUGAAUGAAAGUCUGUUCAUAAGUAGGGAUGGGAAACAGGUGGAGGGAGCAGGCGCCGCCGGUGAGGAGAGCAGCAACCCUGGGGAGGAGAGCGGCAACCCUGGGGAGGACGAACAACCCAGUGCCACUGCCACCGUCACUGCCGCUGCCCAUGCCAAAGAGUCGAACCACCAGGAGACAGAGACAAAUGGUGAACCAGACGAAAACACUAAUAGCUAUUUCAUCAAGCUGAUGAAGAGCAGACUUAAGAACCCACUCUCGAUUCUCACCGGUUUGAGCAAGAAGGAUCCAAAAAAAGAGGAACACCAACAGGGUGAACAUAAGGAUGAAACAGAUGCAGCGAAUCUCCCAGGGAAGGAAGUGUCACCAGGGAAGGAAGUGUCACCAGGAAGGGAGGAGUCACCAGGGAAGGAAGUGUCACCAGGAAAGGAGGAAGACUCUCCAAACGGGUUCAUACAUGCAGAUGUGGAAAUCGGAAAAGGUCAUUUCGAUUAUAAGCACUAUCUCCUCAAACUGCUGCUGCUGCAAAAUAGGACCCAAGGGAAGAAACACCUUAUGGAUAACAACAAGGGAUGGGUAGAUCAAAUGGACGUAUCUUCCACCAACCUGUUCAUGCUGAACAGCUACGGCAUCACGUCGGAAGAUGCAGUCAACCUUUACUGA